Molecule: messenger RNA, 747 nt
Organism: Procambarus clarkii (red swamp crayfish)
Lineage: Eukaryota; Metazoa; Arthropoda; Malacostraca; Decapoda; Cambaridae
Source: RefSeq, a predicted model, not a curated record
AUGGCUGAGAUGCCGGAGAAACCAUCCAAUGACUUCCUAAUGAAGGAGGAGGAAACCCCUACAGGAGACAGCAAUAAUGACCAAAAUAUCCAGGACAGUAUCGACUUGAGAGGACUCCUCCUAUCAUGCUUUGCUCCUAGGUAUGAGCCACCGCCUGAGGCUAUAGCUCGUGGCCUUUUCGAGAUAUUAGGGAAUAUGAGACCGGAGUCGAGUAAUCAGCCCAUCGAUGAACCAGAGGAAUCCAAUGAGAAGUCCUACGCUGUCUUAGAGGCUGCCAGUUUCCAGCCUGCUGAAUGCAGCCAAACAUUCUUACAGAAAAACAAUCAAAAGUCCUACGAUGCCAUACAACCCUCCAUGUCGUUUACUGUUUGUUCUCCAUUCAUCAGUGAGCCUAUUAAUGUUGUUAUUGGUAAUUCCUCUCAAGCCAGUCAUGUGGACAUAGUCCAGAGUGCGGAAAGUGUGGACAAAGUCAAGGAGAGUAAGGACACAGUGAAGAAGAGUGCAGACAAAGCCUGGAAGAGCAAAGCCGACAGGCGUCCUUUACCAUAUCUUCUAUUUAAGCCAGAAAAUUCUGUCUCCUGUCCGUCUUGCGGAGUUUCAGUGGCCUCGAAAGGACACCUGCAGAGGCACCAAUCGGCCCAUGGUGCCGACAAACACUUCAAAUGUGUCCACUGUACCUGUUCUUUUACACGGAGGGAGAAGCUGAGCAAGCAUGUCGGGUGUGCUCAUCCAUCCAGCAACUCCUGA